AUGGAGGCAGAGACCAAGUGUGUGAUGGAUCUAACUAAAAAGGAGAGUGAGAAAAAAAAGAGUGUGUGUGGUUGGGGGUUUCUUUUUGGUGUUCUUCCUUAUUUUGAAGUUGAGGUUACUGCAUAUGUACUGAUAUGCCCUCACACAGACACUACUUUUCCGGUAGAGAGAGUGAGUGAGAGAGAGAGAGUGUGAGUGACUGAGUGAGUGAGUGAGUGAGUGGACCCCGAGUAUUGCCUAUCAAACAGUGCAGGUAAGACGAAAACCCAGCAACACUGUGCUUUAAAACCCGGUGCUUUAAAACUCACAUAUUUGAAGCAUUUGAAGGUUCAGAGAGACUGUCAAGACACUGCAUAGAGCGCUAUACAGCUUCUGUACUGUAGGCACUUAUUUGAAGUCAGCAGGACAAAGGAUAGCAGAUAAAUUACUGAUUGUGAAUUACAGUUGUGUGUGUAAUGUGUGUAUGCAUGUGGGUGUGUGGAUGUGUGGGUGUUUGUGUGGAUAUGUUUAGGAGUCUCUACUCGCGUGGUUUCAGUGUGGACCUGGAGCUGGAUGGGAGUGUCUCUAGGCCAUUGGGACCCCAUCAGCACCAGGGUUCAACCUGCACAGAUGUGUUCUCUGCAGCCACUGACUGCCAUGCACCCCAGUGACCCAUACACAAGCGCUAUGGUGAGUACAACAACCAUCUUACUUUAUCAGUCACUGUAGUAUUAUAUUAUUCAGUUGAUUUAAAUGAUGAAAUGGAUAAGAAUAUAAAUUCUUUAGACAUUUACUUUUUCCAACCUGAAGUUAAGAAAUGAAUAGCAGUUGUAUUUUAGCCUCUCAUUUUCCAUUCUUGUCUGACCCCGAUUCCCUUUUCUCAUGUAAAAUGAAUGGAAGGAAGUGACACCUGAAACCAGACCUAUGCUGAUAGAGGCCCGCUGUAACCAUAACAUUGUCACGAUCUCAACUAAAUACAGAAGCUCCUGUCAACUGUUUAAUCUACAUAGCCUACAACCGUUUAUCUCUUUCAUUAAAAACCGGGUAGUUCGAGCCCUGAAUGCUGAUUGUCUGAAAGCCGUGGUAUAUUGUCUCAUAUGACGCAAAACUACUUGUUUACUGUUCUAAUAUCAUUGGUAACCUGUUUAUAAUAGCAAUAAGGCACCUCGAGGGUUUGUGCUAUAUGGCCAAUAUACCACAUCUCCUCAGGCCUUAUUUCUUAAGUGUAACUCUUCUUCUGUAUUUUCUCUUCCUUAUUCUGAAGAAGUUCUCAAUAAUUAUAGAGAGUCAAAGUAUGAAACUAGGCAAUGACUUCUCUGGAAAAUGUAUGUUCUGACAAUGACAUGUUCUGUACUUACCACUAACUCUCAGAACCCUCUUACCGUCAUCAAGAGAGAUUUUCCUGAAAUAGCACCACCCCACCACCAGUGCCCAAGAAGAUGCUGGCUUGCACCCUAUCCCUACCAGGGGUCUAUCUGUGUCCUAUCUCCCCAGUGCCUGCUACCCUGCCGUCACCAAAACUAUGACAAUACUCUCUACCCCCAUCACAGACACUCAGCCCCAUGUAGAGAGAGACAAAGAAAGACCAGUCCAGAAGAGCCCUCUCCACUUGCAGCCCCUAUCUCAACUGAACUUCGAUACACCUGACGAACAGGUUCACUAUUUCUUCAGCAGUUCUACAACCAGGGGAAUAUUUCUCAAGGCAUUCAGCAUCACUACCUACUGUUCCUGA
Messenger RNA from Coregonus sp. 'balchen', 1711 nucleotides. The record is from the annotation of a GenBank genome assembly. Lineage: Eukaryota; Metazoa; Chordata; Actinopteri; Salmoniformes; Salmonidae.